GUUUGUUUGGAGCAGAACGUCGCCGAACCUUCGUGCAUUCGCCUCAGCUGCUGUUAUGUUCCGGGAGAAGCCCCGCCCAGUGUAAGCGAUCAACUUCCGGUCAAUAGAGACAUGGAACCCGGCGGGCAGGACAUCAACCUUAACUCUCCCAACAAAGGUUUGCUGACAGACACCAUGACGGAGGUCCCGGUGGGUCCCUCGGGGGUACAUAUGCCGGCUGACGCUGCAGGGGCUUCGCUACCGGAGGGCCUGACUGAGGCCGAGGCAGAGGAGCUGCGAGCCGAGCUGGUCAAGGUGGAAGAGGAGAUUCUCACCCUGCGCCAGGUCCUGGCAGCCAAGGAGCACCAUGCCACGGAACUGAAAAGAAAGCUUGGCCAAACACCGCUUAACCAGCUGAAGAUGAACCUUUCCAGGAGCCUGCAGGAGGUGCAGAUGUCCACCGCUUAUGUAAAAACCUCAGAGAAACUCGGAGAGUGGAACGAGAAAGUGACCCAAUCUGAUGUUUAUAAGAAGACCCAGGAGACUCUGUCUCACGCCGGCCAGAGAACUACCGCUGCUCUGUCCAACGUGGGCACUGCCAUUUCCAGGAGACUUGGGGACAUGAGGGCUCUUCCUUUCUCUCAGUCUUUUAGUAGCAGUUACUCCAUCCGUCACUCCAUAAGCAUGCCGGCCAUGAGGAACUCGCCCACAUUUAAAUCAUUCGAGGAACGCGUUGGGAGCUUGAAGAACAGAGCGUCUAGCGGCGGAGAAGGAAACGGCAGUCCCAAUCUGAACUCUCAAGACGACAAAUCACAGGACUCGGCUCCGUUCUAGGCCCCUGGGGGCCCGUCCUCUACGCUUCUUACCCUUCUCCCUUAGUACUCUCAUCUCGGAGCUCGGUGGGCGGCAAGGAAAAACCCGAAGACACUAAACCCCCACAGAACAUUCCUCCCGGUUCUGUUAUCAGACACACUCCUUCGCCGAGGAACGUGUGUUGGGACCCCCCCCGUGCCGAAAACUUUUUUUUCUGUGUUUUUUGCUUUGCGUGACAUUUGAGCCCCGCUAGCCUUAUAUUAAUGGCUACAUCAAGUCUCCAAACCUUUAUAUAGGGAAACUCUGUAUUCCAGCCGAUAUUCUGUGAAAUCCCUUAAUUCCCAGGCGUUUCGGGUCAGCGGGAUGUUUUGUGGUCCUGAGAUAAGCCGUGUGUGACUUUGGUUUAUGCCUUGGGGGUGCCCUGUGCCUCACAAGAGCUCCAGCUCGUGUAACACUACGUUAUUAAAGGGAAUUGCCGUUCUUCUUGAA
Molecule: messenger RNA, 1281 nt
Organism: Spea bombifrons (plains spadefoot toad)
Lineage: Eukaryota; Metazoa; Chordata; Amphibia; Anura; Pelobatidae
Gene: TPD52L2
Product: TPD52 like 2
Exons: 9
Coding region: 112-813 (233 amino acids)
Cellular component (GO): cytoplasm
Source: RefSeq, a predicted model, not a curated record